UUGUGCACACACCUUAGCCCUCGAUCUUAGAGGCACAGUUCUUUUUGCCAUACAGCCUAUAAAUACGCGAGGCGCUUUAUGUGCUUAAACAGUCUUUUUUUACCAACCGCACCGCGUGGUUCUAGCACGAUGUUUGCAAAAGUGGUUGUUGUCGCGGUGGUCCUUGCAGUAGCUCGGGCAGCUCCGAGGGAAGACAUGGGAAUGAAGAGCAUGCUAAGGAUAUAUGAAGAGUGUCAGCGGGCUGAUGGGAUCGUUCCUUGUUUGAAAAAGAAGGCUAUUCUGUUCUUCGAUCGAGUAGCGAGGAUGGAAGCUAUUCCUGUUAUAGACGGGAUAGAGGUUAUAAAAUCUUCGGAGCCUGAGGUACAGCCUAUGAGUGAGAAGGAUAUUGAAGCCACGCUGCCAAGGAAUCUUCAGGAUAAGGAUGAGACCCUUUCAGAGAUGCUGUGGGACAGGAUUGCGUCCUUUGCCAAUUCGAGGACCAUUCAGCUGUCCCUUCCUAAAAUGACAGGAAAGGAGCUCAAUAGGGGCGUCGAAGAAGGACGAGGAAAGAUGAAAAAGAUGAUGGGAAUGAUGGCAAUGGGCUUCGCGAUGAAAAUGGCGGCGAUGGUACCACUGGCUAUUGCUGGACUCUUCAUCCUGGCUGGCAAGGCCCUCAUAGUCUCAAAGAUCGCUCUCCUCCUCUCCGGCAUCAUAGCCCUCAAGAAGAUCAUAGCACAGAAGAACAGUGGCGGCGGCCAUGACAGUGGCUGGUCGUCUGGUGGCAGCGGAGGCUGGGACCGUCGCUCGUACAACGACGUGUCGGAACUUGCUUAUGCGGCUUAUAAGAAAGAGUGAAUAAGUAUUUUUUAAUGCCAGAAAGAAUAGAUGUUAUUUUAUAAGUGUAACUUAUAAUGCCACCUCAUUUUGUUUUUUAAAAUCACUCGUACAAUGAUAUUGUCUCCGAGCUGGCUUAUCCGGCUUACAAGAAAGUCUUUUCUAAUUUCGGAAUAGAUGUUAUUUAAUUUCUAAUGCCACCUCAUUUUUGUUUAGCUUUCAUUUGUUUUUACAACGAUCUGUCACAGCAGGCAUAUGCGGCUUAUUAGAGUUAAAAGAAAGAGUAAAUAGGUCCAACUUUUCUCACCUGAUGCCACCUCAUUUCUGUUUCGUUAGACGAUGUCUUGGAGCUAGCGUAUGCGGCUUUUAAGAAAGAGUAGAAGUUAUUAACUGGUUUAAGUCAUAUUACUACUGCCACCUCAUUUUUGUUUAAUUUCUAACGCGAUCUGUCGGAACAAACCGAUUCUGCAUACAAAAAUUAAUACAUUUUUAUAUUAUUAUGUUUAGGUAUUGAAUAGAUUCUAAUGCCACCUAAUUUUGUUUUGGCUUAAUUCCUAUUUACAACGACGUCUCGGAGUUUGCAUAUGCGGCUAAGAAAGAAUAAUUCUUAUUUUUGUUAUAAGUCUUUCUAAUGCCACCUCAUUUUUUGUUUAGUUUUAAUUUGUGUGAAGAUUGUGACGGCUCAUCAUAACUUGCAUAUUCGGCCUAUAAAACCUCAUUUUUAUUUUUAUUUCUAGUGGUAAUGUAAAACCACGUUUUAUAUGCAAACAUGAUACUAUAUUUAAUUUGGCAAGUCAUAUGGUUCACCUUUUUUUUAAGUUCGUGAUAUUUUUUUUAUUUUUACUCCCACCUUUUUGAAACAUGUGACUUGUUAUGUAUUUUUUAACAAGAAUUAGGUACUAAUUGAAAUUGUUCUUUGUCAAGGACAAUUUGGAAGUACUUUAUAUUUAAAGGUGUAUUUUGUAAUUUAUUUAUUUUAGGUUUAAGGUUCGACUGCUUCGUGCCGGAAUACUCAUUUUUUAAUCUAUUUUAAUUUGUGUCAUAUAUUAUAUUUAU
This is a messenger RNA of Leguminivora glycinivorella, 1869 nucleotides long. RefSeq lists its product as uncharacterized. The transcript has 3 exons. NCBI's taxonomy places the organism in Eukaryota, Metazoa, Arthropoda, Insecta, Lepidoptera, Tortricidae. The record is from RefSeq and is a predicted model, not a curated record. Bases 79 to 834 code for a protein of 251 amino acids.